AUGAAGCAUACUAAUUCAUAUUUAGCUAUUCAACCAAGUUUGAAUACUUCAUCUGCAAAAAAUAAUCUUUUUUUUCAAGAUGAAAUAUAUCUAGUUCAAUGGCUAGAGAUGCGUAAAGAUAUAAUACUACAAGCAUUAAACUCUAUAUUUUUAUCACCACCCAUUAUAUCAAAUCAGGUUAGCAACAAUUUAUCUGCCUUGAGGUUUAUAGCUAGUGCAGUAUGGGAGAAACUACUUAAAAAAUAUAUUGAUAUACUUGAUUAUGAUAUUUUUAUAAAACAACAAUCAGGAGUAAAAGUAUUAGUAAAAUUAGUUGCUAGAAGCCUCAAGAUAUAUGUAGAGUACUUGAUAGCUAAGUCUAAAGGAGAAAAUUCUGAUUAUGCUUUUAUGGUUUUAAACCACAUUAAAGAAUUAGAUAAUAUCACAAUUGAUAUUGGAUUUUUAGCAGCAACUAAUAAUGAUACUCAAUCUAAUAACAAUACUCAAUCUGAUAAUGAUACUCAAGCUGAUAAUAAUACUCAAGCCAAUUAUAAUAUUCAAGUCGAGAAUAACCAACAAUCUUACAAUAACAAUUAA
Racocetra persica is the source of this 576-nucleotide messenger RNA. The record is from the annotation of a GenBank genome assembly. Lineage: Eukaryota; Fungi; Glomeromycota; Glomeromycetes; Diversisporales; Gigasporaceae.